Molecule: messenger RNA, 3036 nt
Organism: Fulvia fulva
Lineage: Eukaryota; Fungi; Ascomycota; Dothideomycetes; Mycosphaerellales; Mycosphaerellaceae
Product: putative beta-galactosidase A
Exons: 4
Coding region: 1-3036 (1011 amino acids)
Biological process (GO): carbohydrate metabolic process
Cellular component (GO): vacuole
Molecular function (GO): beta-galactosidase activity
Source: RefSeq, a predicted model, not a curated record
AUGUUGUUCGGCAAGCUGUUGAAGGCAGCUGUGCUGUCUGUGGCAGCAGUCCAGACCGCCGCCUUGACCAUUGGCGGCAAGCCCAAUAUGAUGAUCAAGUCAUACAAGAGAGAGGCAUUGCAAGAUCUGGUGACAUGGGACGAGCAAUCUCUCUUCGUCCGCGGCGAGCGUGUACUCUUCUACUCUGGAGAGUUCCAUCCCUUCAGACUGCCAGUACCAUCUCUAUGGCUCGACGUCUUCCAGAAGAUCAAAGCUCUAGGCUACAACGGUGUCUCGGUAUACUUUGACUGGGCUCUGCUCGAGGGCAAGCCCGGUCAAUUCGAAGCAGAAGGUGUCUUUGCAUUGGAACCAUUCUUCGAGGCUGCGCAAACCGCUGGCAUCUACCUCAUUGCUCGACCUGGACCAUACAUCAACGCUGAAGUAUCAGGUGGUGGCUACCCCGGCUGGAUGCAACGGGUCCCUGCUCUCUUGAGAACAAGGGACCCUGCCUACCUGGAAGCGACGCAGAACUACGUUGUCAACAUCGCGAAGUUGAUCGCGGCAGCUCAGAUCACGAAUGGAGGCCCUGUCGUUCUGUUCCAGCCAGAGAACGAAUACUCCCAGGCCACGGACAACAUCGAACCAUUUCCCGACCCGAUGUACUUCCAGUACGUUGAAGACCAGUUCCGUAACAACAGCAUUGUCGUUCCAUUCAUCAGCAACGAUGCGAGACCUCAAGGUUACUUCGCACCUGGACCUCCGCGACAAGAAGCUGCACUCGACAUCUAUGGUCACGACGGGUACCCUCUCGGUUUCGACUGCGCCAACCCGUACACAUGGCCGGACAACGCCUUGCCCACGAACUACCGUGACUUGCACGAGAACCAGAGCUCCAGCACACCAUACUCGAUCGUCGAAUUCCAAGGCGGUGCAUUUGACCCAUGGGGCGGCCCAGGCUUCGCCAAGUGUACUGCUCUACUUGGCCCAGAGUUCGAGAGAGUGUUCUACAAGAAUAUCUACUCCUUUGGCGCGACUAUCUUCAGCACUUACAUGACUUACGGCGGAACGAAUUGGGGCAACUUGGGACACCCAGGCGGUUAUACCAGCUAUGACUAUGGCGCCGUGAUCACUGAAGAGCGUACCGUUGACCGCGAGAAGUACAGCCAGGCUAAGCUCCAAGCGCAAUUCUUGCAAGCGUCCCCAGCAUAUCUCACGGCUUUCCCACAAAACAAUAGCAAUGCCAACGGCUCUUACACCGGCAAUGGUGCCAUUGCAACCACUGCAUUGCUCGGAAACGUUACAAACUUCUACAUUGUUAGACACGGUGCCUACAACACGCUAGACACCACAGACUACCGAUUCAACUUCCCUACCAGCAAGGGCAACAUCACGGUCGACGGACUCUCACUUCACGGGAGGGAUUCCAAGGUCUUCGUGAGCGACUAUGAUGUUGGGGGCAUUAACCUGCUCUACUCGACUGCUGAGAUCUUUACCUGGAAGCAGUACGGCAACAAGAGAGUGCUCGUAGUAUACGGCGGUCCUGGCGAGACUAAUGAGCUUGCGAUUGCUGGGGCUCAGACUGGUAAAUGCGUCGAAGGACAAGGCGUCACGACUGACAGCAAGAACGGUGUCUCGGUCAUCCGUUUCAAGACAAGCUCUGAGCGCAAGGUAGUCGAGGUCGGUGAUGACUUGUCGGUAUACAUUCUGGACCGCAACUCCGCCUACAACUACUGGGUCAUUGACCUUGCUGAUGAUUCGGUCACCAAGAACUACACCAACUACAAGCACGCCACUUCUGCGCCAAUCGUCAAGGCAGGCUACCUGCUUAGGACUGUUCAAGCCCACGGCAGCAGUCUCCACUUGACUGGUGACAUCAACUGCACUAAUCCUGUAGAAGUCAUCGGUGCGCCCGAGCCACUCCACGAGCUGACCUUCAACGGCGAGAGCCUGAAUUUCAAGCAAGCCAAGAAUGGCGUCGUGACGGCCACAGCUGAGUUCAAGAAGCCUGAGCUCACGGUACCUGACUUAUCUUCCAUCGGCUGGAAGGUCAUCGACACUUUGCCAGAGAUCGAGUCAAACUACGACGACAGUGCAUGGACUGUCGCAGACCUGACUUACAGCAACAACACAAUCCGCAACUUGACUACACCCACUUCGCUGUACUCAAGCGACUACGGCUACCACACUGGCAACCUUAUCUACCGUGGACACUUCAAAGCCAAUGGCGGCGAGAAAGAGCUGUACCUGGCCACACAAGGAGGCUCCGCAUAUGGUCACUCACUUUGGCUGAACGAUGAGUUCGUCGGUUCCUUCUAUGGUGGAGACAAGUACUACACAUGGAACACGACCUACACCCUCCCCAACACCGUCGCUGGUAAGGACUACGUCAUCACCGUUCUAAUCGACAACAUGGGCCUCGACGAGGCCUUCACAGUCGGCUCCGAACAAAUGAAGAGACCUCGCGGCGUCAUCGACUUCAACCUGAAUGGCCACAACAAGAGCAGCGUCACCUGGAAGCUGACCGGCAACUUGCACGGCGAAGACUACGAGGACCACACUCGCGGUCCACUCAACGAAGGUGGUCUGUACGCAGAACGUCAAGGCUACCACCUCCCAGGCGCCCCAACCUCGGACUGGAAAGACAGCAAGACCGGCCCCAUGGAGGGCAUCGACGCACCCGGCGUAGCAUUCUACGCGACGGAGUUCGACCUUGAAUUCCCACAAGGCUACGACAUCCCACUAAGCUUCUCAUUCACGAACAGCAGUACCAACACCAGUGCGACGACUCCAAGCUAUCGAUGCCAGCUGUAUGUCAACGGAUACCAAUUUGGCAAGUACGUCUACAACAUUGGUCCUCAAGACUCGUUCCCUGUGCCGGAGGGCAUUUGGAAUUAUCAGGGUAGCAACUAUGUUGCUGUCAGUCUUUGGGCUCUGGAGAAGGAGGGUGCGAAGGUUGAGAAGCUUGAGCUUGUGGCUGGGACGCCGGUGCAGAGUGGGUUUGGACCUAUUGAGCUGGCGCCGCAGACGGGCUGGAAGAAGAGGGAAGGGGCUUAUUGA